CGUAGGUGGUAUCAAAGGCGACCGAGUCCGACCGAUUCAUUGAGUCAUCUGUCUCCGUCUCUCUCGAUUCCAUGGAAACCCUCAUGAGCUCCUCCUCUGUUACUUUCAUGUCCUCGUCUUCUCCUUUUUCCAAUUUCUCUCCCAGACGGACUCCUCCUUCGAGGUCAUUUCAGUUCCCUUUCGCCUCCAAAGGGAACGAUCCUGAGCCAAACGGUCCUCAGUCCAAUUCGAAGGACAUCGCAUCAAACAAUCCUCAGUCCAAUUCCAAGGACAUCAACAGUUUUCCAAUUCUCAGUAAUCGCCAUCUCUCCCUUUCCCCUCUCUCAAAGGAUAUGGCAAUGGGAUUAGUGCUGAACGCAGCUACCGGGAGAGGUUGGACCACUGGUUCAGGUAUGGAAGGUCCUUCAGUUCCUGCUGGGAUUGCGAGUAGCACGGGCACCGAGAAUGUCUCCACUUUCCCAUGGUCUCUGUUCACUAAAUCACCUCGCCGAAGAAUGCUUGUAUCUUUUACUUGUAACAUUUGUAGGCAGAGGACAACACGGGCCAUUAAUCCCCAUGCUUAUACUGAUGGCACUGUAUUUGUGCAGUGUUGUGGGUGCAACGCAUUUCAUAAGCUCGUGGAUAAUUUGAACCUGUUUCAGGACAUGAAAUGCUAUCUCAGCCCAGGCUUUGAUUAUAGGGGUCAUGGCUGGGAUAAUGUUAACUUCAAAUAUCUGGACACGGAAAGUGGCGAUAAUGACAUAUUUCCUAUCCAGUGAGCUGGUUGGUCCAUUUAUAGAGUAUGUAUAUUCUGACCGGUCUAGUGGGAUCUUAGUUUGAUUGGCAUAUAUAUUCUUGAGGUUAUUCUGUAGAGACUCAUUUUUUCCAAUUCAGUAUCUGAUGGCUGGGUUGUAUUCUGGGGUUAAUAAUAUAUGUAUUUAUAUUAAGGAUUGCGCA
This is a messenger RNA of Juglans regia (Persian walnut), 936 nucleotides long. RefSeq lists its product as uncharacterized. The transcript has 4 exons. NCBI's taxonomy places the organism in Eukaryota, Viridiplantae, Streptophyta, Magnoliopsida, Fagales, Juglandaceae. Gene Ontology annotation, molecular function: zinc ion binding; protein-folding chaperone binding. Gene Ontology annotation, cellular component: mitochondrion. Gene Ontology annotation, biological process: protein folding; protein import into mitochondrial matrix; protein stabilization. The record is from RefSeq and is a predicted model, not a curated record. The coding region runs from base 72 to 758 and encodes 228 amino acids.